Molecule: messenger RNA, 1458 nt
Organism: Nelumbo nucifera (sacred lotus)
Lineage: Eukaryota; Viridiplantae; Streptophyta; Magnoliopsida; Proteales; Nelumbonaceae
Gene: IMPL2
Product: inositol monophosphatase family protein
Biological process (GO): L-histidine biosynthetic process
Molecular function (GO): histidinol-phosphatase activity
Source: RefSeq, a predicted model, not a curated record
CAUCCACCGUACUCCUGAAGCCAUCUCCUCUUAUCUCUCUGCUUUUCUUUUUCCCGCCUAUUUAAAAGCCUUUCGGCCCUUUCUUCGCCGGCCGCCACUGCAAAUGUAUACGCAUUCUCAUUUUCUCACUCAAAACCCGACGGUUCUCCCUUUCUGUUCGAGUUCAUCGAAACUUUUCCCCAACAGUCGAGGCCUUCCAUUCUCGAAGAAUCUCUCGAACUCUGCCCUAGAUAUUAUCGUAUCUAGGCAGAACAGAUUUUCUACCGAAAUGAGCUUGAAUUCGAAGCUCUCGAGUCAGGUAGAAAGUGUUCCCUUAGGGUUUAAAGAGGAGGAUAUAGAUCGCUUCCUCAAGGUCGGCAAUAAGGUUGCUGACGCCGCUGGAGAAGUGAUCCGGAGAUAUUUCCGUAAGAGCUUCGAGGUUCUCGACAAGGAAGACUUGAGUCCUGUAACGAUUGCUGAUCGAGCUGCCGAGGAAUCCAUGGUUUCCAUCAUCUUAGAGAACUUUCCAUCUCAUGCAAUUUACGGAGAGGAGAAUGGUUGGAGGUGUCAAGAGAAAACUGCAGAUUAUGUUUGGGUCUUAGAUCCGAUAGAUGGGACAAAGAGUUUCAUUACAGGAAAACCUUUAUUUGGGACUCUCAUUGCUUUUGUGCAUAAGGGAAAACCGAUUGUUGGCAUUAUUGAUCAGCCUGUUUUAAGAGAAAGGUGGAUUGGGAUAAGCGGGAGGAGAACUACACUGAAUGGACAAGAAAUAUCGACACGUGCCUGUGCAAACCUUUCUCAAGCCUAUUUGUACACAACAAGUCCUCAUCUGUUCAUUGGAGAUGCUGAAGAGGCAUUUGCUCGUGUUAGAAGCAAGGUGAAAGUGCCACUGUAUGGCUGUGACUGUUAUGCCUACGCUCUCUUGGCAUCUGGUUAUGUGGAUCUUGUUGUUGAGUCUGGUCUCAAGCCAUAUGAUUUCCUUUCACUGGUUCCCGUCAUCGAAGGCGCUGGUGGAGUAAUAACUGAUUGGAAAGGACAUCAUCUUUAUUGGGAGGCCUCUACUCAUUCACGUGCAACAAGUUUUAACGUGGUGGCAGCAGGAGAUGAAAAGAUUCACCAACAGGCUUUAGAUUCAUUGCAAUGGAAGUAAAGUUGGGCAUUAUUCAAGACGAAAUGGUAUGUAAGUGGAAACUAGGGAUUGACUUCAUUGGGUAUUAAUAUUAUCGUGAGAAGUAACAUGAAUCUGAAGCCAAAGGCAAUGGAAAUCCUCUACAAGCUGAUUGGAAGUUUAAGAUGUAGAAACUAUAUAGCUGAUUGGAAGGGAAUUUUCCAUUCUGUGAAGUUUAAGUAUUUGUAUAUUUGAUUUGGCACUGCUUGUUUUGUUCUUAAAAUGUCAGAUAAUAUUAGGAAAUUUGUCUUAGGCAAGGUUCAAAAGUAGCUGAAAUGCAAAGAGUAUCAGUAGGAUGGAUUUAAGAAACA